AUGAGAUAUGUUAUUAUCUAUACUCUUGAUUUUAUACAUACAGUUUUGCUUCAAGAUUCUUCAGCUGCUUAUGGCACUGAAUUUUAUGUUGGAGCCAUGAGAAACUUAAGAGGAGAUACCGAUGACCUUCUUCUGUAUAUCACAACUCCCUCUGUCUCUUCAGUUUCUUUUUCAAUUAAAACUACAAAUGGAAUCAUUGGUAGCUACAGUGUCAAUAGCAGUGUCCCUGUUGAUAUUAGUUUACCAACAUCACUUGUUACUAAUGAUGGCCUUUAUUCAAGUCGCUUCAAAGGAGUAUAUAUUUACUCAACAAAUGGAGGAUUAAUCUCUGUACUAGUGGUUAAUGUGAGACCUUACACUUUUGGAGACUAUAUGGCCUACCCAUAUCAGAACUUGGCCCUUUCAGAGUAUCAAUAUUAUGCUGUAUCUACUGGGACACUUGCAACAUUAAGUGAUAAUUCUUUAAGUGAAGUAUUAUUAGUUGGAAAUGAAGAUAAUACAACUGUCACUGUCAUCCCUACUCAAACUGUUUCUGUCCCUAUUGAUAUUCAGACAAAUAGUAGCAGUAAAGCAGUCACUGCUGGCUCAUCGUUCACUUUUACCAUUCACAGAAUGCAAACGUUUCUUAUUGGUGCCCCAUUACUUGACAUCAGUGGAACCAGUAUUGUGUCUAAUAAGCCUCUGACAGUAAUCAGUGGUCAUGAGUGUGGCAACAUUCCACUUAUUUGCUGCUGUCAACAUAUUGCUGAGCAGAUACUUCCAACAAUAAUGUGGGGCAGAGAAUUCCUUUUGACUCCUUAUGCAACACGAUCACAUGGCCCUUACUUUAAAGUUGUAGCAGCUUUAGGAAGCACUUCUUUAAAUUUCACUUGUUCUGCUAGUGGAGGCAAUAACUUUAAUUUACAAAAUGCAGGAGAUGUCACUACUUUAUAUUCUAGUUCCAGUUACUGCUCCAUUAUUUCUAAUGAACCAGUGCUAGUGACACAGUUAGGACCAAGUCAAGACUCUGGAAGUGGUAAAGGUGAUCCAGUCAUAUCACUGAUUCCCCCAAUAGAACUGCAUCAACAGAACAUAACAUUGCUACAAAAGGUUCAUUGUACAUCAAUGGCCAGUUACAAUCAGUAA
Molecule: messenger RNA, 1125 nt
Organism: Amphimedon queenslandica
Lineage: Eukaryota; Metazoa; Porifera; Demospongiae; Haplosclerida; Niphatidae
Product: IgGFc-binding protein-like
Exons: 2
Coding region: 1-1125 (374 amino acids)
Source: RefSeq, a predicted model, not a curated record